GAGGGUUUUGUAUCUUAUACAAUUAUAUAUUUUUCUUAUUAAAUUGCAGUGUCACCUUUGAGGCACAAACCAAUCAAUAAUGGUUGAGAAACAAAAGGAAGAGGGAGAAAGUAAGAAUGAGGUGAAGGAGAAGAAGAAAAAGGAAGAAGAGCCACAGGAGAUUGUUCUCAAGGUUGAUAUGCACUGUGAAGGAUGUGCUAGGAAAGUCGCCAAGUCUUUGAGAGGGAUUGAAGGAGUUGAGGAAGUAAAGAUAGAUAGCAAGGCAAGAAUGGUGGUGGUGAAGGGAAAAACUGCAGAUCCACUUAAAGUAUGUGAGAGAGUUCAGAAAAAGACUAGAAGGAAGGUGGAGAUAAUUUCUCCUCUCCCCAAACCACCAGCGGAGGAGAAGAAGGAAGAGGCCAAAGAGGCACCACCCGAGGAGAAGAAAGAGGAGCCAAAGCCAAUUACUGUAACUUUAAAGGUUAGGAUGCACUGUGAAGCAUGCGCCCAAGUUUUGCAGAAGAGGAUAAAGAAGAUAAAUGGUGUAGAAUCAGUGGAGACAGAUUUUGUAAAUGAGCAGGUGACAGUCAAAGGAUUUGUGGAUCCAACAAGUUUGAUCGAGGAUGUAUAUCGAAGAACAAAAAAACAAGCUUCAAUAGUCCCAAUGGAAGAAAAGAAAGAAGAAGAGAAUAAACCUUCAGAGGAAAAGAAGGAAGAGAAGUCUGAAGAGGAGAAGAAAGAAGAAACAAAGGAAGAGGAUGAUGGUAAAUUCAAUGCCAAAAAACUUGAAUAUUUGCCCCCAAAGUUGUUCUUGGAAUAUGCCUAUGCUUACCCACCUGAAAUAUUCAGUGAUGAGAAUCCGAAUGCUUGCUGUAUUGUGUAAUUAUUAGUGACUUAGAGAGCAUAAAGACAUCAGAUAUAUAUGUAUGAAUGGUUAUGCAUAAUAUUGUGGCUUUAGAGCUUUGAACUUCAUUAUCCUUUUUAUAUGUUAAUAAAUAAUAUGAAGUUUGUGUUGAGGCAUA
Molecule: messenger RNA, 1001 nt
Organism: Dendrobium catenatum
Lineage: Eukaryota; Viridiplantae; Streptophyta; Magnoliopsida; Asparagales; Orchidaceae
Product: heavy metal-associated isoprenylated plant protein 7-like
Exons: 5
Coding region: 80-862 (260 amino acids)
Molecular function (GO): metal ion binding
Source: RefSeq, a predicted model, not a curated record